AUGGUAACCAGAGGACUUUGGAACUUACAUUUCGAUGGGAAAUGGUAUCGUUGGUUCCACCCUCCUCGUGGACGGUCUUCAUCCCCAGACACGCGAACAACAUUGUACACUAUCCACCAAAUUCUUUCGAGAUCCGACAAAGUCAAGUUGGAAACUGUUCCGUUCCCAACACCGCUUCAUAUUGAACUUGAUUAUGUCUAUACCAUUGAUGAAGAUGCUGGUCAUUUUACAGUCACCCAGUGGCCAGGGGUGAAUGGGACUCUACACCGGAGAGUCCGACGGGCGACGUUGGCCAGUAUCCGAGAGACAUCGCUCAGCACAAUAGAAACACUCCUUGAUGAUAUGGUGGUAGUGUCCAAAUACAAAGAAUACUCAUUGAGUGAUUUGAAUGGCGCAACCGAUGUGCACCAUCUAUUGAAAUUAUUCGGAAUCACCCCCAGUAUCCCUGCGCCGUUAAACGAGCUACAAUUUCAACUGUUUACGGACUUUGUUUUCACGUGGCGGUUUUAUUUCGACGACAUUCCGACCUGGAAAACGUCCUUUCCCAUUUUCUCUGCCCUUGCUAUUGGAAUAUUGCGUAUCGCGGCAUGGGACUUUGAGGUCAGGAAUGCCGAUACUGAGGACCUGCCGAUCACAUUUUCCUCCCUUCCACAAUGGAAAGCGGCUAUUGAAAAAGUAUUCUGGUUCCACAAAUAUCUGGUCAUAUGUUGCAAUACUGAGGAAAUUGGCACUUCUGUUGCUGCAAAAGCAAAUGAAUAUUUGUCCCGCGUUGACAACGACGCCAGGGUCGCUCAGCCCAUAGUGGGGAUAGCCAUUUCCAUAAGGCAUAUCUCACUUUUCAAGAUUGACGACGGGAAUUUACUUCAUUCUUCCCCUAUUCCCCUGGUUACCAAUGCCUCGGCAUUGUCUUGCUCUCCGGGUUUCAAGAUUUUGGCCUAUUUGUUCACUUCCACUCACUGGACUGGAUCUUCGGCGAAGUCGACGGAAUCUUGGGCAGCCAAAAUACCCAUGGAGGUUUUUGACACGGUUCUGAAAACAUUCACGCCGAGGGAUCUGAUCUCCAUGGCGCAGGCGUCUUCUCUGGUUGAGCAAUGGUAUUACUCUUCCAUCCCCCAAAUAUGUAACAUCACAAUACACAAAUCACCCCUCUCAAUACCAUGCUGCGGCAAGCGGAAGAUACAGGAUGGCCCUGGGGUCUACUGCUUGGACUGCUAUGGGUGGUCACAUAUGGAAUGUGCAGAGCAGUCCUCAAGCAUGCAUUUUGAUAAGGAUAAGUAUAUCUGCUCUAGUUGCCAAGAGAACAGCCCUUGCACUGUUCUUGAGUCGGGUGGGAUCCAUCAAACCUACCGUAAGACUCGAAAACGGAAAUCUUGCAGUGUAUUCCACCGCGGCGAAUCGACAGAUUUUCUACUGCGGGUUUCUAAACCAGCCUCUCGCCGGCCAGAGUUAUGGCUAAUGCGAACCUGCCCCCCACCUCCUCCACAGAACGUCGAUUAUACGAUAUUCUUCAGUGGCGUGUUCUCUGGUCUCGCGUAUGGAAUUGAUUAG
Molecule: messenger RNA, 1548 nt
Organism: Penicillium coprophilum
Lineage: Eukaryota; Fungi; Ascomycota; Eurotiomycetes; Eurotiales; Aspergillaceae
Product: PHD finger domain-containing protein
Exons: 2
Coding region: 1-1548 (515 amino acids)
Source: RefSeq, a predicted model, not a curated record